AUGAAUUUUCCGCGAAUAUUAUUUAAAAGAUAUAAUUUAAACUUGAAGCGGUUUCUUCAUGGAAAUAAUCAACAAUGGAAUAAGGAACAGGAAAAAGAAAAUCCGUUUUGCUUAGAACCCAUCGACCAAGCGGCUAUCACUUUGAGAAAACAUGACAAUAGGAGGCGACAGAGUUUAUACAACUUCGGCUUAUACGUAGCGUCCUGUAUGCCGAAGUAUGUCCAAAAAAUCCAGCUGCAGCACACAGAUGAAUUGGAAAUACUUAUUGCGCCAGAGGGUUUGUAUCCCGUGCUGAGUUUCAUGGCGCACCAUCAAAAUUCCUGCUUCAAUCAGUGCUCCGAAGCGACCGCUAUAGAUGUACCGAAGCGUGCUUAUAGAUUCGAAGUGGUGUAUAAUCUUCUUAGCCUUAGGUAUGGUGAACGGGCUCGAGUGAAGACUUACACCGACGAACUGACGCCUCUACAUUCAUCGUAUUCGCUCUGGAAGUGCUGCAAUUGGUACGAAAGAGAAAUCUACGAUAUGUUCGGCAUAGUUUUCACCAAUCAUCCGGACUUGAGAAGGAUUCUCACUGAUUACGGGUUCAAAGGUCAUCCCCUAAGAAAAGACUUCCCACUAGUUGGGUAUACGGAAGUUCGGUACGAUGAUGAAUUGAAGAAAAUCGUGUAUGAACCAGUGGAAUAUGCACAGGAGGUGCGAUUGUUCAAUCUCGAAUCCCCUUGGAAUUAUAUGAAAAAUUUCCAUGAAGGCUAUUCUGAUCCACCUAAAAGUAAAGAAGAAUCGAAAAAUGUAACCUAAGAAAAAAUAGUAACUGGCCAAAGAAAAAUAUGUAGGUUACUAUUUGGUGUUUGUUGAUGAUUUGAAAAAAUGGUGUGAUACCUUUGCUAUUACAUCAUUUUUUAAUAUAAUACUCGGUAAAGAAACAGGUCAACAUUAAAAAUUGCUUGACAAUACCCUAUAAGUUUUCACUAAUGUAUUUUCAAAUGUUCCUGGCCAUCUAGGGACUAACCUAACAAUUUACAUUUUACAAUGAAACACGGAUUUACAUAUCCAAAUUAGAUGUGAGAUUGCAUG
Messenger RNA from Aricia agestis (brown argus), 1071 nucleotides. Its product is annotated as NADH dehydrogenase [ubiquinone] iron-sulfur protein 3, mitochondrial-like. Gene Ontology annotation, molecular function: NADH dehydrogenase (ubiquinone) activity. Lineage: Eukaryota; Metazoa; Arthropoda; Insecta; Lepidoptera; Lycaenidae. The transcript has a single exon. Bases 1 to 795 code for a protein of 264 amino acids. The record is from RefSeq and is a predicted model, not a curated record.